AUGCCAGCCAUCCUGAAGUCUGUUGUUCACGGCUCUCCCCCAACUGAAGGAGACAACCAUCACCACCACCAUAUACAUGGCCCUCUUGACCGUUCGAAGGCUUUGGGGAUUGGCAGCUUGAGCUUCGAGCCUAUUUUCAAUCAGAAGUACAAUGCCAAAAGGGUUGCCAAAGAAACACCCGGUUUCCUCUGCCUGCAGCGGCUGUUGCCCAUUGUGAUUGGCUUGUUGACGGCUGCAGCAGCUGUAGUGGUGGGCUACGUUAGUGAACUUCUGGGGGACCUGCGGACUGAAAAGGUAAAUGAGCUCAUUGUCUCACGCGGAUGGCUGAUUGCUUGGGCGGCAGAAUUUGUUAUGAUGACCGUCCUUGCGCUAGCUGCCGGCUUCCUUGUGUACAGUGGAGACAUCACUGGCACAAAAUCUGCAGGGUCCUCGGGCAUUCCGCAGCUCAUCGGUUUGCUGAAUGGCUGUGACCUGAAAGGCGAGUUUAGUUUAAGGCAUGGCUUGGUCAAGUGGUUCGGUGUUUGCCUGGCGGUGGCCUCUGGCUUGGCAGUUGGGCCGGAAGGUCCCAUGAUCUUCAUUGGUGCGUGCAUCGGCUUCUAUUGUUCUCGUUUGCCACAGAUCUUCAGCACUCCACCUGCUACAGUUGGUGACGAUGUCUACACGCGUGACUACACUUCCAUUGGUGCGGCGUGUGGUAUUGCAGCCGCCUUUCGUGCACCCAUAGCUGGAACCCUCUUCAUUGUGGAGGAGGCCUCAUCUCACUUCAAAAAGGAGCAGAUGUCAAACAUCUUCUAUGGAGGUUUGGCUGCUUUGGAGGUCAUGUUGUUAGCUGGUGGUGCUGGAUCUGUUUUGGAGUACAAGGUGCAAGUUGGUCCAGGUUGUAGCGACAUCCCUUAUUGGACCUUGAUUUUCUGCAUCAUCGUGGGCCUUCUCUGUGGGCUUUUGGGAGCUGCUUUCAAUGCCCUGAACAUCCAGGUCAUGGUGUGGAGAUCCAAAUGGUGCAAUGCAUCGAUGCCCAAACGCCGUGCGUUUGAACUGGUGCUGCUCUGUGCCUUGAGUUCCACAGCCUGGCUGGCCUCUGCCAGCAUGUUCAGUGAGCGUGAGGCCACUUCGUCGGUUCUCCUUCCGCAAAGCAGUGGUUGCAUCAAGGAUGACCUCAAGAACCAGCUCAUCACUGGAUCAGCGGUGGAACCGGACCUCAAGAAUGGUGGCCUGGCCCAGCGCCUGAUGCCAGCCUCGUGUUUGUAUGGCUUGCAAGUUGGGCCUGCUUGCAACGAGGUUCAUGAGAAAGCCGCAACGGGUAGCUGGUACGCCAGGAGUUGCAUCCAAGCUGUGAACACUUCCACAAUGAGAGCGAAGAAGAAUUUUAAGGACUAUUGUUGCAGCUUCACCGACUCUGCUGCCCUGGAGAAGGGCAUUUUUCAGGUGCCUGGCAAUGCAUCCUGCGCGAUACAGCUGGGGAAAGCGGCUCCAAGCCUGACUGAGGAAGCAGGAGACAGCUUUAAUGCAGUUGGCUUGCUGAGCUUGGUGCCGUUCAAGACGGCUUGUCAGAAUCUGUUUGAUCGUGGCAUGCCCCACGCUGUCACACUAGAGGCCAUGGGUGUCUUCCUCGUGUUAUUCUUCAUCUUGGCCGCGCUCACCGCAGGGUCUGCAGUACCUUCUGGUCUCCUCAUGCCACAAAUGGUCAUUGGUGGGCUGCUGGGACGUAUGUUGGCGCUUUUGGCGAUGAAGAUCCCAACGGGCCAAGUUGAAGGAAUUGUUUGGGCAAAAUCGUAUCAGCUGCUGUUCGAUGAAGGUCUCUUGCCGGGUGACCCUUCGAUGGUCUUUGGCACCACGGGUCUUUUGGAUCCAGGGAUUGGUGCUCUCAUUGGAGCGGCUGCUUUUCUGGGAGGAAGCGGUCGUGUCACUCUAUUUACGACGAUCAUGAUGGUGGAGAUUACCGGAGACCCAGUCAUGAUUUUCCCAGUGGGCUUUGCCACGAUCUUUGCUGUUCUCAUGGGCAACUUCAUCAAUCAUGGUCUGUACCAUUCGCUGAUUGAUGUGCAAUCUACUCCAUACUUGCCUGAUACCUGGACAGCAGGUGCGCUGCCUCCCGGCAUUCAGGUAAGAGAUAUGCGACCGCAGAAUCCACCCAUCAUGGUCUCCCUACAGCAGGGCCGAAAAGGUGUUGAGCAAGCCCUUGAAGGAAAUGACUUCACGGGCUUCCCCUUAGUGGAUGAGAGGAGUGAUGCCGAUGGCAACAAACAUGUGGUUGUAGUUGGAAUGUGUGACAGAAAGGAUCUUGAGGCACUGAGCCCUCUACGACACUUUGGGAAUGGCAACAGGAAAAGAAAUGGAAAAGAAACCGGGUUAGCACCGUCUCAUACUAUACUACACGUAAAAUUCACUGUAUAUGAUUACACACACACACACAGAUAUAUAUAUAUAUAUACGUAUAUAUAUAUAUAUAUACAUAUCUAUAUAUAUACAUAUCCAUAUAUUUAUUUCUAUAUACACAUAUCAUACAUAGUUAUAUGCAUAUCGAAGUGCCAUUUUUAG
Molecule: messenger RNA, 2538 nt
Organism: Cladocopium goreaui
Lineage: Eukaryota; Dinophyceae; Suessiales; Symbiodiniaceae
Source: the annotation of a GenBank genome assembly